AUGUCCGACGUCGCUGAGCCCAAGCCUGACCCCGCCACCGGCGCUCCUGAGGCCGAAAAGCCCCAGGAGACCACCCCCGCCACUACCGAGGCCACCAAGACGGAGGAGGAGAAGCCUGCCACCGAGUCUGCUGUCGAUGCAGCUAAGGAGGCCACCACCAAGACCACCGACAGCGUGUUCUCCAUGUUCGGCGGCGGUCCCAAGAAGGAGAAGAAGGAGGAGCCCGAGGACGAUAAGAACGAGCCCUCCGGCUCUUCCAAGGCCCAGAAGAAGGCUGAAGAGGAUGACGAGGCCCCCGAGUCCCCUGAAGUUCACUUCGAGCCCGUCAUCCGCUUGACCGAGAAGGUGGAAACCAAGACCAACGAAGAACUCGAGGAGCAGAUGUUCAAGAUGCGUGCUAAGCUCUUCCGAUUCGACCGCGACGCCAAGGAGUGGAAGGAGCGUGGUACCGGAGAUGUUAGACUGCUCAAGCACAAGGAGAACCAGAAGACUCGUCUGGUCAUGCGCCGCGACAAGACCCUCAAGGUCUGCGCUAACCACUACAUUGUUCCCGACAUGGAGCUGAAGGCCAACGUUGGCAGUGACCGCAGCUGGGUUUGGAACGCCACUGCCGAUGUCAGCGAGGGUGAGACGGAACCCCAGACCUUUGCCAUCCGUUUCGCCAACAGCGAGAACGCCAACCUGUUCAAGGAAGCUUUCGAGAAGGCCCAGCAGGAGAACGAAAAGAUCCUUUCCCAGCAGUAAAUUAGUGCGGUUGCGAAACAAUAAGGAUCAUUCUCCGUUGGAGAUCCCAUAUUUGGUCAUCUUUCUGAUUCCCUCGCGCUCCAGCGGUCUCUCUCAUGACCGUUCACGAAGACUUUAUCCCCCAAUACACCAUACCAGAAUUCCCCUUUUUCUCGACACACAUUGCCCCAUCGAAUCCUCCUUCUUUCUUAAACCCCCUUUACCCUGAUUAAUGAGACCGGCGUGACCCGGCUGUGAACCAGCCUGUGACGCGGGAGCGACGCCGAUUUUCUCCCCUGUCGCAUCGAGUGUCGUUCCAGGCGCCACCGGCCGUAGAUAGAUGUCCCGAUCCCCAAAUAUACGUUUUGAAAUGCAUUAUUACUGCCCUGAUCUGAUGUAUUGAGACUUGAAACAAUUUAAAAU
This is a messenger RNA of Aspergillus steynii IBT 23096, 1146 nucleotides long. RefSeq names its product Ran GTPase-binding protein YRB1. Gene Ontology annotation, cellular component: cytoplasm; nuclear pore. The record is from RefSeq and is a predicted model, not a curated record. NCBI's taxonomy places the organism in Eukaryota, Fungi, Ascomycota, Eurotiomycetes, Eurotiales, Aspergillaceae. Gene Ontology annotation, molecular function: GTPase activator activity. Gene Ontology annotation, biological process: nucleocytoplasmic transport. Bases 1 to 744 code for a protein of 247 amino acids. The transcript is spliced from 4 exons.